AUGAACCUCUUUAACUUCGGCGUGGCGUCGGCCGAGCUGCGAUUUUCGCUCGAGGGCGAAGGGCAACGCGCCAAAGUGCGCGUUCCUCGCCUCGAAGACGGCAAAAGUGGCGGCAAAUCCGUCGAGUUGCCGCUUUUCCGCGACGACGAAGACGUCCGUGGGGUGUUAACCGUGGCAGUGGAUGCCGGCAAAAGUCUGCAACACACCGGGUUGAAGUUGGAGCUGCUGGGGCUCAUUGAGAUCCCGGUGGAUCGCAGCGCCGGGGACGAGUUCACCUCCUCGGUUAGAGAAUUGCAAGCCAGCGGGGAGGCAAUUGAGGGAGAGGCAACUUUCCCCUUUGACUUUGCAAAAGUGGACAAACCCCAUGAAAGUUACUACGGCAAAAGUGUGAAACUGAGAUACGUGCUUCGAGCAACAUUGGCAAGGGGCAACUACGCCAGCAGCCUGGUACAAGAGCAAGAUCUUUGGGUGCAACGAGUGGCUCCCCCGCCUCCGGUGGAUCGGUCCAUCAAGAUGGAGGUGGGGAUUGAAGACUGUCUCCAUAUUGAGUUCGAGUAUGACAAGUCGAGGUAUCAUCUGAAGGACGUGGUCAUCGGCAAGAUCUUCUUCUUGCUGGUGCGGAUCAAGAUCAAGCACAUGGAGCUGGCGAUUCUGCGUCGGGAGAGCGUGGGCGCGGGCACUCAGCGACACAGUGAGAGCGAGACCGUGACCAAGUUCGAGAUUAUGGACGGCGCACCGAUCAAGGGGGAAAGCGUCCCCGUUCGGCUGUAUCUUUCCCCCUACGCUCUCACGCCGACGUACCGCAACGUGCAGAGUCGCUUCUCCGUCAAGUACUUCCUGAACCUCGUGCUGGUGGACGAAGAGGACCGACGCUACUUCAAGCAGCAGGAGAUCGCGCUCUGGCGCAAGAACAUUGGUUAA
This is a messenger RNA of Phytophthora sojae, 921 nucleotides long. RefSeq lists its product as hypothetical. Bases 1 to 921 code for a protein of 306 amino acids. The record is from RefSeq and is a predicted model, not a curated record. Gene Ontology annotation, biological process: intracellular protein transport; retrograde transport, endosome to Golgi. The transcript has 3 exons. Lineage: Eukaryota; Oomycota; Peronosporomycetes; Peronosporales; Peronosporaceae. Gene Ontology annotation, cellular component: retromer complex; endosome.